UUUUAUAAAUGGAUUGCCCAAGUUGUUUCCAGACUUUUGACGAAACAGUACGUAUCCCAAGAAACUUAUCAUGUGGGCAUACCUUUUGUGAAGAUUGUUUAGUAAAUAUGCAGGAGAAAUAAACUAAAUACAUGUCCAAUCUGAAGACUCCAGCUCCCGAAGGGCUAUGAGGCUAUUAAAUUCCCGAAAAAUUUUAUUGCUCUAGAAAUAGCCAGAAAGCAUCAAGAAAUGCAGACGAAGUACAAGAUGUGCUCUAUUCAUCCCAAGGAAGGGCUCCGUUACUUCUGUGAUACCUGCGAUAAACUAAUCUGCGCUGAGUGUAUCUUUGACCACUCAGGACAUCAGUUUGUUAGGCACGAAGAAUCUAGCUUUGUCAUAAAAGAAGUUUCCAAAGAGAUUAAGAAGCUUAUUGGAAAAGCAGAAUCUGGUUUGAAGUACCUUGAUGACAAACGUCAAAAAGACUUAGAAAGAGUUGAUGAAGAGGUCAAGAGAAUCAUUGAAAAUGUUGAGAAAAGAGCUGAGUGAGUCAAAGAAGAGUACCAAAAAUUAGUAGAUGCUGAAAAAGAUAAAAUCGCUAAAGACUUAGAGGUUUAUCAUCAACAGCUCGAAUCUCUCAAGUUUGAAGAGGAGAAGAAAGAAGAGGCUAAGGAAGAGGGCAAAGAGGAAAAUGAGAAAAAUAAAGAGCAGAAUAUGGCUGUGUUCGCAUUUGAUUUGAAGAAGAAGUUAGCUCCAAUCCAUCUGAAGUUCCCAAAUAUUGAUAUUGAUAUGAAUAAAAGAGAGACUGAUGAGAUUGUGAAGAAGAUAGGAAACCUGAGCUAUAUCCCCCAUCUCAAGAAUAAGCGUAUCUGUUUCUUUGGGGAUUCCAAUAAAGUCAUGGAAUAUUCUUUAGAUUCAAAGAAAUGGGGCAUGAAGCAACUACAUUCAAGUAAUGAUCUGUUAUAUUACUCAGCUGCAGUGACUCUUCCAAAUGGAGAUGCACUCAUUAUUGGAGGAGGAAGCUCAACCGUUGUCUACCAAUACACGAAUGGCUGAGAAUUAAUCAAGCGUAAAUCUAUGAAUCAAGUGAGGAAAGAACAUUCUGCUGUAAUCCUGGGAAAGAACAUUUAUGUGAUGGGAGGAUAUGAUGGAAUCAUGGGCAACUUCUUAGACUCCUGUGAGAUGUUCAAUUGUGAGGAUAAUGAAGACUGGAAGUACUUCAGUCCGAUGCUCAUCUCCAAAUGAGCUUUUUCAGCCUGCAUAGUAGAUAAGUUUAUUUAUACAUUUGGAGGCUAUGAUGGGAAUAAAAGACUUGAUACAAUUGAUAAAUACAGUAUUAAGGACAAUAAAUGGGAGAUGUGCGACUUCAAGCUAAGAUUUGCCCUUUCAAACUGAGCUUGCUUCAGUCCAUUCAUUAAUAAGGUAGUGAUCUUUGGAGGUGGAUUUAGUUCAGGCUUUUCGAAUUUUGUCGAAAUGAUAGAUAUAAAAACAGGAGAAUGGACUUCACUUCCAAAAAUGAGAGAAGGUAGAGACUUGAGGAAUAAGGUAGUAUAUUGAAAUGGCCAUGCUUAUGCUAUUGGAGGACUGAAUUGUAAAUGUGAAAAGCUCAAUGUGAGUAAAAAGCAAUGGUCUCCUCUCGACGAUUAUGUUAUAAAUGAUAACUUAGACUCUUGGUCCUGCUCUCUUAUGUUUACUCCAUCAAAUACUUUCGAUUCUCAGGAUAUGAGCAUUUUAAAUGAUGACUUUUAUCUUUGUGAAGACCAAGAAAAAUAUAAUCAGCAGAUUGAGUUACUGAUGGAGAAUUCAUCAAAUGAAGAGAUUUCUGAGUUUUCUGAAGACCCUUCUGAAGAAAUUUAUGAAUAGUUAUAUUUAGUUGCAAGUUUCAUUUUUAUG
This is a messenger RNA of Moneuplotes crassus, 1869 nucleotides long. NCBI's taxonomy places the organism in Eukaryota, Ciliophora, Spirotrichea, Euplotida, Euplotidae. The record is from the annotation of a GenBank genome assembly.